Lasiodiplodia theobromae is the source of this 330-nucleotide messenger RNA. Its product is annotated as Tubulin gamma chain protein. The coding region runs from base 1 to 330 and encodes 109 amino acids. Lineage: Eukaryota; Fungi; Ascomycota; Dothideomycetes; Botryosphaeriales; Botryosphaeriaceae. The record is from RefSeq and is a predicted model, not a curated record. The transcript has 2 exons.
AUGCCUAUCACCAACGCCCCCAUCUCUGGUGUCGACAGCGCCAACCCCAAGACCGUCGAGGAGCGCAAGGCUGAGCUUCCUCUGCCCGACCAGCCUCCCACUUCGUCCGACUGGCAGUCUGCUGACGCCCGCAACGUCAACGUCGGCUCCGGCAAGGUCCAGGGUGACAUCUCGUACGGCAGCGGCGCCAGCACUCUUCAUGAGCCUGCCACCAGCGGUGAGAGCAUCGAUGUCGGCAGGACCGCCAAGGAUGGUCUCAGCGGCAUCCCCAACGACGCCGUCACCAAGGACAAGAGGGGCCACACUGCCACCCAGGAGACCAGGCAGUAG